AUGCCUUCAGUGCCUCCAUUUUCACGAUCAGAAAAGGUCGAAGAUUACGCCAAACAAUGUGCACCUAUCACAUGGGCUGAACGUGACAUCAAAUCCGCCGAUGGCACUGCAAUCAAGCUUCUCGAAAGCCGCGUCAAUGUGUCUCGAGAGAAGCAGGACCAAUCGCACAAGAUUGUCUUGUAUCUGCAAGGCAAUGCUUCCUCGUUACCACCACGUCUGCCAUAUUUGUCGAGUAUCUUGCGGAGUUUGAUGGCCAAUGACUCCGAUGAACAACAAUAUACCAUCAUUGCUUUGUCUUAUCGUGGAUAUUGGAAAUCCAAAGGCAGGCCCUCUCAGCAGGGAAUCGAGCUUGAUGUCGAGGCUGCGCUUAAUUGGCUGCUGAAGCAGUAUGAUACCCGGACCAAAGUCAUCGUCUGGGGUCAGUCCAUCGGUGCAGGAGCUGCUUCCGUUGGUCUGGCCAACCUAGUAAAGCACUGCCCUGGGUCUGCGAAUCGCAUAUCGGGUCUACUGCUUGAAACACCUUUUGUUGACCUGAGAACAAUGCUGGUGGCACUGUAUCCUCAAAAAUUCCUGCCAUAUCGCUAUUUAGCACCAUUUUUGCUCUCAACUUGGGACAGUAAAAGUGCGAUCAAAGAUAUUGGAGGUGUAAGAUCAGGGCUAAGGACACUGAUCUUGGAAGCUGGCGAUGAUGAGAUUGUGCCGUCUGGACAAGGAGCCAUACUUGAGACACUGUGCAAAAACGAGGGUAUGGAGGUUGAGAGGGCAACAGUCCCAGGAGCAUUACACACUGAGACUAUGGCGAAGCCUCGUGGUAGACAGCAUAUCGUUGAAUUUCUGAAAUCAUUUUAA
Messenger RNA from Exophiala bonariae, 849 nucleotides. RefSeq lists its product as uncharacterized. Gene Ontology annotation, molecular function: palmitoyl-(protein) hydrolase activity. The coding region runs from base 1 to 849 and encodes 282 amino acids. The record is from RefSeq and is a predicted model, not a curated record. The transcript has 2 exons. NCBI's taxonomy places the organism in Eukaryota, Fungi, Ascomycota, Eurotiomycetes, Chaetothyriales, Herpotrichiellaceae. Gene Ontology annotation, cellular component: membrane.